AAACCCAAAACCCCUCCGGGAUAACAAUACAUACAAAAAUCUAUAUAUCUACACAUCUUCUUCAUUCUAAUAUCUUUCAUAAGAAUCAACAACAGAUAUGAGUAGCUGGCGGUCUUUCAUUCUAAGAAUCGGCGAGAAAUCAUCUGAAUAUGGCGGAACUAUUGAUUUCAAAGAUCACAUUGAUGCUUGCUUUGGCGCUGUUCGGCGUGAAUUAGAACAGUCUCAAGAUGAAAUCAUAACUUUUCUUCUAGAGUGUGCAGAGCAAUUGCCUCACAAGGUUCCGCUGUAUGGGACUUUGAUUGGGUUAUUGAACUUGGACAAUGAGGAUUUUGUCAAGAAAAUAUUGGAGAGGACUCAAAAGAAUUUGCAGGAUGCGCUUGACUCUGAAGAUUGCAACAAGAUUCGUGUAUCGUUGCGAUUCCUAACUGCUUUGAUGUGUAGCAAAGUCAUCCAACCAAGUUCACUAGUGGUGGUUUUUGAAACAUUAUUAUCGUCUGCUGCAACUAUUGUGGACGAUGAGAAGGGGAACCCUGCCUGGCAAGCCCGUGCCGAUUUCUACAUAACUUGUAUUCUUUCCUGCCUUCCGUGGGGUGGAUCUGAACUUGGCGAGCAAAUUCCUGAAGAGAUUGAAAGAGUUAUGGUGGGGAUAGAAGCUUAUUUAAGUAUCAGACGACAUGUUUCUGAUGUGGGUCUAUCUGUGUUUGAGGAUAUGAACAAAAGUGACAAACUUCACGUUGAAAAGGAUUUUGUGGAAGACUUGUGGGGUCGAAUUCAAGAUCUAUCCAAGAACAGCUGGAAACUUGAGAGUGUUCCGAGGCCACAUCUAUUGUAUGAAGCACAAUUAGUUGCUGGGAAGUCUCAUGAUUUUGGACCCAUAAGCUGCCCCGAGCAUCCAGAUGCACCUGAAGAACUUUCUGAAAUCAGUUUUGGUAGACAAAAACAUGAAGCAGAGUUGAAAUAUCCUCAGAGGAUUCGUAGGCUUAAUAUAUUUUCUGCUAGCAAAACUGAGGUAGCUAAACUUGAUAUACGUAGGCUUAAUAUAUAUGCACAAUCAUCUGUUCUCUUUUCUAUUGCUAUGUUGAUUCUCUUCAUAACCUUUUGGCGGCAGGAUCUACAACCUAUAGACCGAUUUGUUGUUGAAGAGUAUUUAUUGGAUGUGCUCUUCUAUUUAAAUGGAUGUCGAAAGGAAUGUGCCGCAUGCAUGGUUGGUCUCCCCGUUCCUUUCAGAUACGAGUAUCUCAUGGCCGAGACAAUUUUUUCUCAGUUGCUUUUAUUGCCCCAGCCACCAUUCAAGCCCAUAUAUUACACGCUCGUCAUAAUAGACCUUUGCAAGUCCCUUCCAGGUGCCUUCCCUGCAGUUGUAGCAGGGGCUGUCCGUGCUCUUUUUGAUAGAAUUAGUGAGUUAGAUAUGGAAUGUAGGACUCGCCUUAUUCUUUGGUUCUCACACCAUUUAUCAAACUUUCAGUUUAUCUGGCCAUGGGAAGAAUGGGCUUAUGUCUUGGAGCUUCCAAAAUGGGCCCCACAACGGGUAUUUGUCCAGGAGGUCUUGGAUAGAGAAGUCCGUCUAUCUUACUGGGAUAAAGUGAAGCAGAGCAUUGAAAGCACUCCAGCUUUAGAGGAGUUGCUUCCUCCAAAAGGAGGGCCAGACUUCAGAUACGGUUCGGAAGAUGAUGAUAAAACUGAAUACGCGCUUUCAGUAGAACUUAAUGGUAUGGUGAAAGGAAGAAAAACAGCACGUGAUGUUAUUAUCUGGUUGCAAGAUAGUGUAAUACCAGUCAAUGGACUAGAUGUUGCUCUUAGAGUUGUUGUUCAUACCCUUUUGGACAUUGGAUCAAAGAGUUUUACUCAUCUGAUUACCGUGUUAGAAAGAUAUGGACAAGUUAUUGCUAAAAUUUGUCCAAGUGAAGAAACACAUAUUAUGUUAAUUGAGGAAGUCAGUUCAUUUUGGAAGAAUAGUGCUCAGACUACUGCCAUAACAAUUGAUAGAAUGAUGGGUUAUCGGCUAAUUUCCAAUUUAGCUAUUGUCAAAUGGGUCUUCUCUUCAUCAAACAUCAAAUUGUUUCACACAAGUGAUCGUUUGUGGGAGAUUCUCAGAAAUGCACUUAACAAGACAUACAACCGUAUUUCAGAUCUGAGGAAAGAGAUAAAUAACUUAAAAAAGAGUGUUAAACAAGCCGAGGAAAGUGUGGCCAGGGCCAAAUCUGAGUUGGAUGCUGCCGAAACAAAGCUUAUGCUUGUUGACGGUGAGCCUGUUGUUGGGGAGAAUCCUGCUAAGAUGAAACGCUUGAAUUUAAAUGUUGAAAAGACAAGAGAUGAGGAAGUGUCUGUCCGUGAGUCUUUAGAGUCAAAGGAAGCUCUUCUUGCACGCGCCCUUGAAGAAAAUAAGGCCUUGUUCCUCUCACUAUACAAAAAUUUCUCCAGUGUUUUGAUGGAACGCCUCCAUGAGACAUUCGGAGAGAGAGGCUUGGAGUCGACUGCUGAUUUAGAAGCAAUGGCAGUGGAUGAAGAAGAUACACCUGCAAUGGAUAUGGAUAAAGAAAAUGGUAGUUCCAAAAGUGGAUAUGCCAUCGGAGAGAAAGAACAAUGGUGUUUGUCAACUUUGGCAUAUCUCAAGGCUUUUUCAAGACAGUAUGCUUCUGAGAUAUGGCCACACAUGGAUUUGUUAGAAGUGGAAGUGUUAACAGAAAGUGUUCAUCCUCUAUUCAGAAAAGCUGUUUAUUCUGGUUUGCGUCUGCAGCUCACCGAUCAAUGAUUCUGACUAUUUUCUAAAUUUUUGGUCGAUACAUAAGUUAAAUGUUGGAGAAGAGUUGCAAGUUCAGCAGUCUAGGUUGGUUGUACCAUAUUUGAUUGUAAUGUACUAGUUAUAUAACAUGUUGGAUAGUUGCUGCAACAACCAUGUGGGUAGAGCAGAGUAGCAAGUGGAAAUGUCCAUUUUCUAUAAACCAGGUCAGUGUUUUUUAUGUUAUGGUAGAUGAUUUAAUUUCUGACUUUAUAAGUACAUUUUGAUAUUAGAAACAUCAACCACUUACAACCUACUUGAACAA
Messenger RNA from Erigeron canadensis, 3044 nucleotides. RefSeq names its product nuclear cap-binding protein subunit 1. NCBI's taxonomy places the organism in Eukaryota, Viridiplantae, Streptophyta, Magnoliopsida, Asterales, Asteraceae. The transcript has 18 exons. Bases 98 to 2752 code for a protein of 884 amino acids. Gene Ontology annotation, cellular component: nucleus; nuclear cap binding complex. The record is from RefSeq and is a predicted model, not a curated record. Gene Ontology annotation, biological process: nuclear-transcribed mRNA catabolic process, nonsense-mediated decay; mRNA export from nucleus. Gene Ontology annotation, molecular function: protein binding; RNA cap binding; mRNA binding.